UCCGCGCAGCGCCCGGCAUGCAGCCCUCCGGGCCGGCCGCGGCCGAGCUGGACGCCUCGCUGGAGCAGUACCUGCGGGUCCGCAUCUUCAAAAUCAUCGUCAUCGGCGACUCCAACGUGGGCAAAACCUGCUUGACCUUCCGCUUCUGCGGGGGCGCCUUCCCCGCCAGCACCGAGGCCACGAUCGGCGUGGACUUCAGGGAGAAGACGGUGGAGAUCGAGGGAGAGAAAAUCAAGGUGCAGGUCUGGGACACAGCUGGCCAGGAGCGGUUCCGGAAGAGCAUGGUAGAACACUAUUACCGCAAUGUGCAUGCCGUCAUCUUUGUCUAUGAUGUCACUAAGAUGGCUUCCUUCACCAAUCUCAAGAUGUGGAUUGAGGAAUGCAAUGGGCAUGCUGUGCCUCCUUUUGUCCCCAAGGUGCUUGUUGGGAACAAGUGUGACUUACGAGAACAAAUUCAGGUGCCAUCCAGCGUGGCCCUGAAAUUUGCUGAUGCUCACAACAUGCUUUUGUUUGAAACAUCAGCCAAGGACCCCAAAGAGAGUCAGAAUGUGGAGUCGAUUUUCAUGUGCCUGGCCUGCAGGUUGAAGGCCCAGAAGUCCCUGCUCUAUCGGGAUAUGGAGGGGCAGCAGGGAAAAGUGCAGAAACUGGAGUUCACACAAGAUGCUAACAAUAAAAAUUCCUGCCCCUGCUGAACAGAGGCUGUGCAUUCUAGGUUAAUAUUGUGGGGGGAGGGUUUUGUGCCUGUAUAAGAUUGAGAUCUGCUUGUUUCACUAUAAGUUAAUGUUAACAAAAUAAAAUUUGUAUCACUGA
This is a messenger RNA of Chelonoidis abingdonii (Abingdon island giant tortoise), 810 nucleotides long. It is a transcript of the gene RAB33A, whose product is annotated as RAB33A, member RAS oncogene family. Gene Ontology annotation, biological process: Rab protein signal transduction. Lineage: Eukaryota; Metazoa; Chordata; Testudines; Testudinidae. The record is from RefSeq and is a predicted model, not a curated record. Gene Ontology annotation, molecular function: GTPase activity; GTP binding.